AUGGCUGCCAGUUACGAAAAUGAAAGUGAAAAUAGAUUUAAUGGAAAUUCAUUUUCGAUUCCUUUUCAAGAAAUACCAAGAUUUCCUAAAAGUGAUAAAAGAGUUAAUGAGUUGAUUAGCUGCAAGGAGCCAGUUAUAGUGACAGGGUCUGACCUAGUGGGGUCAGCCAGUCACUGGAGCCUAGAUUACCUAGCAGAGAACAUUGGAGAUGGAACAUUCAAUGUGUAUAAGUCUGCCAGUCGCAAGUUCAAGUAUUACAGUGACAAGAAGAUGCAGGCAGUUCACGAAUUCGCCCCGCCCACCCAGUUGCUGGAGAUGAGAUUCCAAGAGUUUAUGAAGUUGAUACGCAGCAAGACAAAUACAAACAGCGAAAGGAUUUACUUACAGCAGGCAUUAAAUAACUCUGUGGGUCCUAACAUAGUGCAUGAGUUUGUGAACUUUAACUGGGCUUGGGCGAGUGAACAGCAGCAGGGGAACAGUUGGGGCCAGCUAACUUCCAACCUUCUACUUGUUGGAAUGCCAGGCAAUGUCACCCCAGUGCACUAUGAUGAACAAGAAAACCUGUUUGCCCAGAUCCGAGGCAGCAAGCGAUUUCUGCUCUUCCACCCAGACCAGUUUGAAAACCUUUAUCCUUACCCAGUUCAUCAUCCACAUGAUAGACAAAGCCAGGUUGACCUGGAAAAUCCGGACUAUGAGCAGUUUCCAAAUGUACGUAACUUGCAUGGUUACGAGGGUGUUGUCGGCCCUGGUGAUGUGCUCUACAUUCCAAUGUACUGGUGGCACCAGGUGGAGUCGUGUCCCGACAGUGAGGAGAAUAUCUCCGUCAACUUCUGGUACAUGGCUGGGAGUGUUGAGAAGAUAGAACAUCCACUCUCCGCCCAACAGAAGGUGGCCAUGUCCCGUAACAUUGAAAAGAUGUGCCUUGAGGCCCUCGGAGAUCCUAGCGAGGUUGCUCCCUUUAUGAAAAUGCUUGUGCUGGGGAGGUACACUUAACAUACACAUUAAGGACAAUGAAGGGGGUUGGAGGUGGCAGGGGCUUAAUAUAUUUUCCUUGCUUCCAUGUUAGACCACUUUGGUGAGCUUGCUGCAGUUGGAUAUAAUCCCUGCUAGUAUUUAUAUGCUUGUGUGUAACACAAAAUGAUGCUCAUAUAUAUUUAUCAUACCAGAUAUAUAUAUAUAUAUAUUCAGACAAAUUGUACAUGCUGUCAUUUUGACAUUAAGUAUUUAACCAAGUUCUGAUUUUUGGUGCCUGGUACCACAUCUAUGCCUUGUCUUAUUGUUAAGUAUUAUAAUUAUAUUGUCAUUAAUUAAUACUGUCUGAGUCUUAAGAAUGUUUCUUACAUGUAUGGUAGAUAACAACAGCAGAUGGUUUCCAUGUAUGUGUGUCACUUUCUUGAUCUCCUCUCACGACACCAUUUCAUAUUGCUGGUUAGCUUGUAUUUUCUAAGAAAAAAAAUUGAGGUAUUGUCAUAGCUCUUGUUUUACUGUCAUUGUAGGCUUUGUUAUGUAAAAGCAUUAACCUUGACCAUAACUCGUUAAGCUUGACCAGAACUCGUUAACCUUGAUCAUAACUCAUUAACAUUGACCAAUAACUUGUUAACCUUGACCAUAACUCGUUAACCUUGACCAUGACUCCGUUAACCUUGACCAUAACUCAUUAACCUUGACCAUAACUCGUUAACCUUGACCAUGACUCAGUUAACCUUGACCAUAACUCUUUAACCUUGGCCAUAACUCGUUAACCUUGGCCAUAACUUGUUAACCUUGACCAUAACUUGGAAACAUUUCAUGAUAUUCUAAUGAAACUUGUUAUACAUGUUGCAAUAUGUAAUUGUAUAGCAAGACUCUGUGGCUGUAUUGUUUAGUUAUGUCACUUGUUUUUUCUGUUCAUGGUGUUUUUGUCUUUAUUUAACAAGCAAUGGAAUAAAUUAAUGAAAUUGAUAUCCACAAAAACAGCACUAGUUUAUUUAAAAAAAAAUGUUUUUUACCAACAUGUUUGUCCAUAGUUGUGUCAUAAUAGAAAUGGUUAUGAGCACUAUACAUGUAUAUAAAUAUUUCAGUUUAGCACUGAUGAUUGUUAAUUGAUAAUUGUUAAUCAGGUUUACCAAGGUUUUUCUAUGGAAACCAAGGUUGUAUGAAUGGGUAUCAUUGUUGGUCAUUGUUGGAUUUUAAACUUAUUUGUUAGGAGUAUUAAUCAUGUCAUGACGAUGAUUCUCCUGUAUUCAGGUCAAAGAUUAAGGUCAUUCUUAAGGGUAUUCAGAAUUCACAGCAUCAGCAAUUUGUGUCUGGUCUGUAACUUGGCUGCUCAUUGUAGGAUUUUCAAAUUAAAUUAUCAUGAUGAUGUGUUCCAUUCAAAACCCAUGUUUCCAGUUCAAAGGCCAAAGUCACAUUUAAGGAACAAAAGUCAUCGUAUUUUUGCUUGUCUGGGUUGUAACUUGUUCAUGCAAAGGGGGAUUUUAAAAUUACUUUGGCUCUGAUGUUUACCAUAAAAAGCUGGCGUGUCACAUGCAAGACCGAUGUGAGUAGGAGAGUAGAAGAGGUCACACUUAAGGGUUAUUGCUCUAAUUUGUUGUAAUUUGGCUUGUCUGAGCUGUUAUUUGUCAAAGAAUUGGGGAAUUGUAAAACAACUUGGAAGAGAUGUUCACCUUGAGAAUCCUUCAUGUCAUAUGCAAGAUCCAUGUCAUAAGUUCAAAGGUCAAGGUCACACUUGAUGGAGAUUGUUUUAUUAUAUAUAUCUAGAUUAUUAUAAAAUUUGACAUUUGUAAAAAAUUGUCCAAACCAAGUAUUGGAGGCUGCCAACUUGACAUUUUUGUGUCCUAUCUGUGGUAUUAAGUUUUCCCCUCGAUUUUUCUCGUAUUUUAUUUAUUGCUUCCUUUCUAUGCUAAUGUCCUAUUCACAGUCAUUUACAGUACUCUGGCUUGAAUAAUUGUUGGUUUUGCCCCUUUUCCGUCUGUUAAAUAAUAGAAAGUUCUCUUGUCUUAACAUAGCAUAUUAAGUUUCUGUAACUGGAUGUGUAUCCAUCACUCGUUCAAUUUGCCCAAACCUUCUGUGUUAGCGAACAUUUUUCUUCACACUGCACCAUUUCUUGUUUACUUUUGUAUUUAUACAUACUUAAUCUAUCACUUGAUGUCAUUUUCAUAGAUGCACUGUUUCCUUGUAAACCUGACAUUAUGUGAAACCACUGCCUAUAUUUUUUGUGGGGCAUCUGAGUGAUAUGUUAUGUUUUAUACUGUAAGAUGUAGACAUAAUGCAGUGUGAUGUAUUUAAUUCAUUAUGUGUUUUGAAGGAAAAACCAUCAUAUUUUUAUCUAUUAUUGUUAAUUGUUUCCCAUUACCUCCAUUUUUUCCACUUUGAUAGUUUUUUAUUCUGUAUUUGUUUGUUGUUGUCAAUCCAUUUUUCGUCCCUUACUGGUUUCACAGGAGGAGAAUGUAUGUAUUCGGCCUGAUUAUCUGUUCAAAAGACAUGGAUCCUGCAAUAUCUCUAUAAGUUUGCAAGCUAGGUAUCUGGUACGAGGGCACAUACCUUUAAUUUCUAUCAUCAGGCAAAAAGUGUGGUUGCUAUGGCAACAGAAAUAGCUUUAUUGUCUUUCCUUCCAUUUUGAAAGAGGAUCUUGUGAUUACUCAAGAAGUAUGGAAGGUAGAUUUGUGAAACUUUGAUUAAGGGCAACAAGCAGAUUAUGUGUCACUUACUUGUUCUGGUUGGACAAAAACUAUUUUUAUGGUUUAAAAAAUAAUGGUCAUACCUCACUAAGUCAGGAAGUAUUCAAGUUUGGUUCAAGAAACUUGGCAUGUAGAAAGAAAUUAAUAUGGAGAUAAUGAUAAGAUUAUUCUAAAAAAAACCAAAAAACUUUGUAUUUUAAUUUUUGAAACCAGCAAGGGACUAUCAUUUGGCUUGCAAUUUUCAUUACAGUAACUUGUUAAAUAUGUGUUGCUUAUGAUGACAGCUAUUUUGUUAGAUUUAACUUUUAUGCUUGUGGAUGUUGUUUUACACUAAGCAUGAUUCCUACAUACAUUCCUUAUGUCAUGAUCCUUGGUAAAGUCUAUUUUGAGUUAUAUAUUUGCAUAUAAAAUCGGACUGAAUUAUGUUUAUAUGAUCAGAAUCUAGAUUAAAUUAUGUACAUUUUCACAACUGCUCUGACAUGUGGAAGUCAUGUACAUUCGAAAUCUGUUGGCUCGAUAUCCCAGGUACCGGCAAAAAAACUUCGAGCACAUGAAUAUUGAGCAAAGCGGGAAUGCUUACACAGAGUAAAACAAAAUCAGUCCUUUACAUCCAUUGAGCCAUCGAGGAAAUCGUGACAGGCGAUAUUGAACCAACAAGUUUCAAUCGGUCCUAUACAUCCAGUUUGAGCAAUCGAGGAAAUCAUGAUAGGCAAUAUUGAACCAAAAAGUUUCAAUCGGUUCUUUUCAUCCAGUUUGAGCCAUCAAGAAAAUCAAGCCAGGCGAUAUUGAACCAACAAGUUUCAGUCGGUUCUUUACAUCUAGUUUGAGCCAUCGAGGAAAUUGUUACAGGAGAUAUUGAACCAACAAGUUUCAGUCGGUUCUUUACAUUCAGUUUUAGCCAUCGAGGAAAUCGUGGCAAGCGAUAUUGAACCAACAUGUUUUAGUCGGUUCUUUACAUUCAGUUUGAGCCAUUGAGGAAAUCGUGACAGGUGAUAUUGAAACAACAAGUUUCAAUCGGUUCUUUACAUCCAGUUUGAGCCAUAAAGGAAAUCGUGACAGGUGAUAUUGAACCAACAAGUUUCAAUCGGUUCUUUACAUCCAGUUUGAGCCAUCGAGGAAAUCAUGACAGGUGAUAUUGAACCAACAAGUUUCAAUCGGUCCUUUACAUCCAGUUUGAGCCAUCGAGGAAAUCGUGACAGGCAAUAUUGAACCAACAAGUUUCAAUCGGUUCUUUUCAUCCAGUUUGAGCCAUCAAGAAAAUCAAGCCAGGCGAUAUUGAACCAACAAGUUUCAAUCGGUUCUUUACAUCCAGUUUGAGCCAUCGAGGAAAUCGUGACAGGCGAUAUUGAGCCAACAAGUUUCAAUCGGUUCUUAACAUCCAGUUUGAGCCAUCGAGGAAAUCGUGACAGGCAAUAUUGAACCAACAAGUUUCAGUCGGUUGUUAACAUCCAGUUUGAGCCAUCGAGGAAAUCGUGACAGGCAAUAUUGAACCAACAAGUUUCAGUCGGUUCUUUACAUCCAGUUUGAGCCAUCGAAGAAAUCGUGACAGGUGAUAUUGAGCCAACAGGUUUCCCCUGUAUGCAUUUAUAUUGGGAAGUUGUGAAACACUACUAUAUAUUAGUAAAUUUGCCAAUGGGUUAAUUCUACUGAUUUAUUGCAAAUUAAUUGAAUCAUGAAUUUAAAACCUAGUGAAUUAUUCAAUAUACAAUGGCUUUCAAUUAUUCAAUAAUGGCAUCACAUAUUUUAAACUCAGUCUAGCAAUGUAUGGAAUAAGGAACCUAGCAAAUUCAAGAAAUCUACAGUAUUUGUAUGAGAACCUUUCCAUGACCCAUCAUGGUACCUUUAAAUUUAAAUGAUACCAUUUUGUUUAUAUCGUAGUCUUUAUAGAGUAAAGAAUAAGUGCGCGGAAGCAAUUUCCUCAUGUAUUUAGUUUCCAUGUUAUUAAGGUACAUGUUUUUUAUUGACAAUUUUUUAACAACUUGAAAACUUGAUUCUAAAAGUGAGUAAGAAUUCAUCCAAGAAGGUUGUCUAAAACUGCAACCCAUAGACCUACCAUAUGACUGUGACUUCGCUCAUCCGGCAACAUUUGUCCAUGAGACUAGGUUAGCAAAAAUGUGCUCUGCUGCCCACAUGUUGAAAAAAAAAUGAGUCCUCAGGAUAACAACAAGUGUAGGGCCAUGAUGCAGAGCAAAACAAAUCACUGUGUUAAGUAGAUCACAAAUUUUAACAUGUGCUCUGUAAGCAGUUUCUCAAAAAGAUUUUCACCUACAUACAGUAUAAUGUACGAGUAUGUGUAGACUUACAAAUGUUUCGCAACCUCCCAAUUCAAGAGGGUUAUAUGCAUGAAGUCUGUGAUUUAAAUGUAAAAUUUAAAUUUAUAUAUAUUAUAUACAUGAAAAGCAGGUGAUUUGAAAAUGAAUGUUUGUAUUUAUCUUACAGAUGGGUUAAUAUUUAAUCGUCUUUGUUUUAGUUAAUACAAAAAUUUUAAUGUUAUAUAGAUUUUUAUUCUAAAUUAAAUGUCUGUGUGAAUGUGCAAUAAU
Mya arenaria is the source of this 6199-nucleotide messenger RNA. Its product is annotated as hypoxia-inducible factor 1-alpha inhibitor-like. Gene Ontology annotation, biological process: peptidyl-aspartic acid hydroxylation; negative regulation of Notch signaling pathway. NCBI's taxonomy places the organism in Eukaryota, Metazoa, Mollusca, Bivalvia, Myida, Myidae. The transcript has 8 exons. The coding region runs from base 1 to 993 and encodes 330 amino acids. Gene Ontology annotation, molecular function: peptidyl-histidine dioxygenase activity; [protein]-asparagine 3-dioxygenase activity; ankyrin repeat binding. Gene Ontology annotation, cellular component: nucleus; cytoplasm. The record is from RefSeq and is a predicted model, not a curated record.